AUGUCACAAACGUACUGGUCCACCACUGAGGAGGUCACUUCUGACUUGGUUGCUCGUGUACAAGAGUGGGAAGAAACCAUGAUGCCCAUACUUGAAGAAGAAGAGACAAGAAAAGAAUUCGAUAUUCACGAAUAUGGCGAUCAUUUAUUAAGCAUGUUCAAGGAGGUUGGCGAGACGAAGACGCUAGACGAGGUUGGUGAUGUUUGA
This is a messenger RNA of Cooperia oncophora, 207 nucleotides long. The record is from the annotation of a GenBank genome assembly. Lineage: Eukaryota; Metazoa; Nematoda; Chromadorea; Rhabditida; Trichostrongylidae.